Molecule: messenger RNA, 545 nt
Organism: Eucalyptus grandis
Lineage: Eukaryota; Viridiplantae; Streptophyta; Magnoliopsida; Myrtales; Myrtaceae
Exons: 4
Coding region: 66-371 (101 amino acids)
Source: RefSeq, a predicted model, not a curated record
AAAGGAGAAGUGCUCUAUCUGAGACUCAUUCCUGCAGGUAUGAGCUUUGUUUCACUGGAGAAAAGAUGGUCAAAGCUACUAUGGCUUCUCAAAUGCAUGAAGCUGAAACAGAGAAAUCCCAAAAUCACCACUCACAUUCUGUGAAUGGAGAGAGAAAUGACGCUGAAAAUACUGUGAUCGAUGUGUUUCGGUGGUCUCGAUGUAAGAAGCCUCUUCCCCAGAAAGUUAUGCGUUCGGUUGGAAUUCCUCUGCCCCCUGAAUAUCUGGAGGUAUUGGAGGAGAAUCUGGACUGGGAGGAUGUGCAGUGGUCACAAACUGGGGCUUGGAUAGCUGGAAAAGAAUACUUGUUUGCUCGGGCUCACUUAUGUUGAGAACUUACAUCUUUUGGAAUGUAAUAUUGAAGAACCACUUCACAUCAUCGGCCACACCAGCGAAACUUGUGAAUCGAAAUCAAAAUCCUCUUAGUCAUGCAAGAAGAAUACUAGUUAGGCUAGCGAUCCUGGAAUUUGAAAAUUAAUUUAUCUUUCGAAAGAUACAUAUGCUAU